Messenger RNA from Aethalodelphis obliquidens (Pacific white-sided dolphin), 2240 nucleotides. It is a transcript of the gene DPEP3, whose product is annotated as dipeptidase 3. The record is from RefSeq and is a predicted model, not a curated record. Gene Ontology annotation, biological process: proteolysis. The transcript is spliced from 10 exons. The coding region runs from base 1 to 1416 and encodes 471 amino acids. Lineage: Eukaryota; Metazoa; Chordata; Mammalia; Artiodactyla; Delphinidae. Gene Ontology annotation, molecular function: metallodipeptidase activity.
AUGCUGCCCGUAGGCCUCGAGGCUCCCCGCGCACUCACCCGGCGGCCUCUUCUGCGUCUGCUGCUCCUGCUGUGGCUGCUGCUGUGGCCGGUAACCCGCGCUCAGACCACGCAGGGAACCCCCAGCGCCUCGACCAGGCCGGACACCUCCAGCGCCCCAACAGCGCCGGGCUCCCCGAGAGCCUCGAGUCUGCAUGAGCGCGCGCGGGCCCUGAUGCGGGACUUCCGGCUCGUGGAUGGCAAGAACCACCUGCCCCUGUUCCUGAAACAGCAUUUCCGGAACGAGCUACAGGAGGGCAACCUGCGCAAUUUCAGCCUUGGCCAAACCAGCCUGGACAAGCUCAGGGAUGGCCUCGUGGGUGCCCAGUUCUGGUCAGCCUACGCACCAUGCCACACCCAGGACCAGGAUGCUGUGCGCCUCACGCUGGAGCAGAUUGACCUCAUUCGUCGCGUGUGUGCCUCCUACUCUGAACUGGAGCUUGUGACCUCAGCCAGAGGACUGAACAGCACUCAAAAGCUGGCUUGCCUUAUUGGUGUGGAGGGUGGUCACUCACUAGACAGCAGCCUCUCUGUGCUGCGCAGUUUCUAUCUGCUGGGAGUACGCUACCUGACACUCACCUUCACCUGCAACACGCCCUGGGCAGAGAGUUCCACCAAGUUUCAACACUUCUACACCAACAUCAGUGGGUUGACAAGCUUUGGAGAGAAGGUGAUAGGGGAAAUGAACCGCCUGGGCAUGAUGGUGGACUUGUCCUACGGGUCAGACACCUUGGCGCGACAAGCCCUGAAGGUGUCAAGGGCCCCUGUGAUCUUCUCCCACUCAGCUGCCAAGGCUGUGUGCAACAAUAUGCUGAAUGUUCCCGAUGACAUCCUGCAACUUCUGAAGAAAAAUGGUGGCAUUGUGAUGGUGUCGCUGUCCACGGGGGUGCUGCCGUGUAACCUGUUUGCUAACGUGUCCACUGUGGCAGAUCACUUUGACCACAUCAGAGCCGUCGCUGGAUCUGAGUUCAUCGGGAUUAGCGGAAACUAUGAUGGGUCUGGCCGGUUCCCACAGGGGCUGGAGGACGUGUCCACAUACCCGGUACUGAUAGAGGAGUUGCUGAGGCGUGGCUGGAGGGAGGAAGAGCUGCAGGGUGUCCUUCGUGGAAACCUGCUGCGGGUCUUCAGACACGUGGAACAGGUGAGAGAGGAAAACAGUGGCCAGAGCCCUGCGGAGGAUGAAUUUCCAAACAGGCAGGUGGGCAGGUCGUGCCACUCCCACCUGACUCAGCCUCAGAAUGAACACCUGGCCACACACCGGGUGGGAAACAAGUGGCCAACCAAUCAGGCCCUCCAGAGGCCCUCAAAAGCGUCCCCACACCUCGUUCUGGGGCUCAUGGCUGCUGCCACCUUCUCAAUCCUCAUCCUAUGGCUCUAGUGACCUGGCCAGUCCUCCAGAGGUCACUGUGUCAAAGUCUCACAAAGUUCCCCUCCUAGUGGUCCAGGCACAAACAUAGGUAUGCUGAGAAUAAAUAUUUUGGGUACAGAGCCAGGUGUGAAUGUCCUUCCUUCUUCACAGGCAGGGGGGUUGAGUCUGGUGGGCUCUUGGUUGGUGAGCCGGCUUAUGUUCUAGCCCCAGCUGCUCAAGAUGGGUGGUUCCCAUUAGCCUCCAGCUUUGUCUUUCUCAGGAAAGGCAGAGGCAUCUUACCUUAUUAUUCUAAAAGCCUGAGCUCACAGAAGAGCACUAAGGAAUCAAGAGCAGAGUUGAUCCCAUCAUGGAGUGUGACAGUGGUAGUUCCCAAUCUCUCUGAAAGGUUUAAAAUUUUUUUUUGUUUUUGUUUGUUUGUUUUUAAAGGGUGAUACCUUUUGUAGCAUAAACUAACUUGUUUGGAAGUGUCAAGAGAGGAAGCGUGAAAAGCUUUUAGAUUUUUCAGGUAGGGUCCUCUUUUUUUUCUUAAACUGAUUUUUCAAUGGAGGUGGAGAAAUCAGGUCUUGGAAAGAAAAAAAAUAAAGGAACAUAGUGCCAUCUGCUCAGCUUACUACAGGCCUUCCAUCUCGGACCACUUUCCUCUCCCAAUCCACAAGGAUGGGCCAGAGCCAGAUCGAAGUUCCUUCCAUGGGAACUCGAAAUUAGCAGAGAGACUACAGUGCCACGUAUGACAUAAAUUGUGUCCAUAUAUAUGUGGGUCUGUCUUUGAAUUCUGUUCCAUUUAUUUGGGCUAUUUGUUUAUUGUAUUAUCAAUACUAUAAAGUUUUAAUCAC